Xiphophorus couchianus (Monterrey platyfish) is the source of this 6767-nucleotide messenger RNA. It is a transcript of the gene ntng2b, whose product is annotated as netrin g2b. Lineage: Eukaryota; Metazoa; Chordata; Actinopteri; Cyprinodontiformes; Poeciliidae. The coding region runs from base 928 to 5538 and encodes 1536 amino acids. The record is from RefSeq and is a predicted model, not a curated record. Gene Ontology annotation, biological process: animal organ morphogenesis; axonogenesis; tissue development. The transcript has 37 exons.
GAGAGAGGGAGGAAGAGGAGGAGGGAGGGUGAUAUUUUCCAUAAAGCCCUUUCCACCCCCCUCCCCUCCCUCUCUUUCUGCCCUUGAGCAUCCCGGGUAAACCCGAAGCUUGUAAAGUGGGAAGAGGAGGAGGAGGGACGGAGGAGGAGAGGGGGGUCUGAUCGGGGCGGGCUCAAGCCUUUCUUCAAACUCAAUAUUUUAUACUUUUGAUACUCCCUGACGGUGGAAUUCAUUCCUCUUUUCCCGGCCGAUCCCAGAUCUAGGACGCCGCUGAGCCGUCAUUGCGCAGCCAUCUACGGUGGGAUAAAAGAAAGAUUUAAAAAUAGAAGAAGAAAAAAAGUGUCCGGCGGACUGCAAAUAAGAAUAAUAAUAACAACAACAACAAUAAAAAAGCAACAAACAGCGCGCAGGGCAGAUUGAUAUCGGGAGUACAGUGAGGAGACGGCGGCGGCGAGCGAGUACAGUGGAGGAUCGGACGGGAUUUAUAGUGCUGACUGGCCUCAGAGAGACGCGUGCAAGAACGCUCCAGAUCUACAAGAGGAGCCCAGGCGGUCUGAGCCCCUUCAAUGGAUCUAGCCGGAGACACAGCCGCUGCUUUUUCACCUUCCCCUCCCGGCGCCACUGUUCCGCUGCAGGACCCCGCUCUCUGAAACAUGGAUUCUCGUGAGCAUCUCCCACCCAACUCCCUUCAACAUUAUGUGUUUGUCAGGCGACGCUGACUGAAAGCUGCAUAUCUACCUGUCUCCUUUCACCUGAGGGAUCUCAAUCAAAAGCUAAGAGGCGAGUCCUUUUAAAAGUCGCACGGUGGUCAGGAUGCUCACGUUCUCCCUGUGAUCACCCCUCCAUGCGCUUUACCUCUCCUCUGAGCCGUGUGGCCCCCUCACCCUGUGCCGGACCCUGCUCCAUACGCCACUCCCCAGGCCUGCCAUGCUCCUCCGGGCUGCAUUGUUGCUGUUGCUGCUGCUGCUGCUGCUGCACUGCUGGGCCUCCGCCCUCGGCCAGUACAACAUGUGCAAGUCUCUGGUGAGCACGGACGAGGGCUCGGUGUGGGAACAUUACGCAUGCCAGCCCAGUCCCGCGUCCAUGAAGGACUACAUGCGGAUCAAGGUGGAUCCUCACGGAAUCACGUGUGGAAAUCCACCUGAGAGGUUCUGCACUCUGGAGAACCCAUAUUUGUGCAGUGACGAGUGUGAUGCCUCCAACCCAGACUUGGCUCACCCUCCUCAGCUGAUGCAGGACCGUGAACGCAACGGCCUAAUCACCUACUGGCAGACGGUGACCUGGGGUCGACAUCCCGAGCCCCUACUCGCCAACAUUACUAUGUCUUGGAACAAGAGUCUGGAGCUCACAGAUGACAUCCAGAUCACGUUUGAAUAUGGCCGUCCCACAAUCAUGGUUCUGGAUAAGUCCAUGGACCACGGGCGCUCCUGGCAACCCUACCAGUUCUAUGCCGACGACUGCCAAGACGCCUUCAACAUGCAGCCCAAACGAGUGCGUGACCUCUCACCCACAAACCUGACACGGGUCAUUUGCACUGAGCAGUACUCGCGCUGGGUCGGCUCCAAGAACGAUAAGAACGUGAAGUUCGAGGUGAGGGAGCGCUUUGCUCUGUUUGCAGGCCCCCGGCUGCAGAACAUGGACAAUCUGUACACCCGCAUGGAAAGUAUGAAGGGACUGAGGGACUUCUUUACCUUCACCAACCUGAGGAUGAGGCUGCUUAGGCCUGCGCUCGGAGGCACCUAUGUCCAGAGAGACAACCUGCUAAAGUACUUCUACGCAAUCUCCAACAUUGAGGUUUCUGCCAGGUGUAAGUGUAACCUCCACGCCUCCCAGUGCCUGCUGACUGAGGGGAACCUCCAGUGCCAGUGUGAACACAAUACCACCGGGCAGGACUGCCAGCGAUGCAAGAAGGGCUUCAAAGCCAAGUCCUGGAAAGCAGGUUCCUACCUGCCAGCACCAACUGGAACCCCCAACACCUGUACAAUUGCUGGUUCCCCCUCCGGUUCUAAUAGGAAAAAGGGUGAGGAUGACGUUGAAGCUGAAACUGAAGCAACAGUCAUCUCUGAAGCUGAACGGUCACCGGCCGUUACACAUGAGCCUUUAAGUUCUCCUUUGGAAGAGGAUUCGGACCUCAAAGUCCCCGCUGCUGAGGUUGGAAAUUCACUUUUCAGUUCUCUAAACCCUCAUCAUCUUGAUAAAAGUGAAGACAGCAGAGCUCCAGCGCCAGAAAGCAGAUUUACAGAGGGCUCAGUCCCUCAAACGCACCACGCGUUAUCCACCCACACUUCAUCUGAGCCUCCGCUGGUACGGAUGGGGCAAUCUGACCCGCUUUCUGUCAGAACGGAGCUCCAUCCUCCUUCGUCGUCAUCUCCGCCGGGGGAGAACGGAGUUUCCCCGCCACGGGAGUUCACUCGUUCAGAAACAGUCCCUGAGCUUUCACAUCUGUCCCACCCUGUUCCAGAAGGUUCCUCUCAUCACUCUGUCACCAAUCAUCAUCAUCAUUACAUAGAAGAGACUACUGUUAAAGUUCAGGAUCAUUCAAGCCUAACUGACGGAGGUGCCCACAGUCCACAGCCCCGACACGAGACCCACGGCCACAAACCAACAACUUUAUCUGAACAUGAAGGGCAGCGGAGAGAGGCGGAGGGACAUGCAGAGGCUAACGACCUCCACAAGUCUGAAGAGUAUACACAUGAAACUCACGGCCACAAAAUACCCUCAUCUGCGCAUGGAGAGAAAGGGAAGCAAACAGAAAAUCAUGUUGAAAUUAAAGACCCCCAUGCAUCUAUGGGACACAAACAUGAAACUCAUGGACACUCAACAAAAACCUCCUCUGGGCACGUAGAAGACAGCAAUGAUACUGAGAAGACAGUUUCCCAUAUGGCGGAGGGACAUGUACAUGAGGCUCAUUCAUCAGCUGGCUUGUCUGAACACGGUGAAGAGCAGCACACAAAGGCAAAUCCUCACAAGACAGAGGGACACGGACAUAAGAUGCAUGGCCACAGAACAACUUUACCUGAACAUGAAGAGGGAAAAAACACAAAGUCUCAAACAGUUUCCCACAUGUUUGAGGGACACGCACAUCAACCGCAUGGCCACAAAACACCCACUUCAUCCCAGUCACAUGGAGAGAAAGGCCAUGAGCACGGGCAUGAAGACAUAAAAGCUCACAGCAGUCAUGAAGAAAACAUACAUCAGGCUCAUGGUCAUGAAGCAGCAUCUGAACACAGAGCAGAGGGUGAAAAAUCCCCAGAAAGGCAAGUCUUCGACAACCACGAGAAUCACAGACACAAAACAAGCUCAGUGGAAAAUAGGCAAGAGGAGACUAACAGCACAGACACACAUGGGCACAACACCCAGGGACAUGUUAAACCAGCCGGUCAUGGGCAUGAGGAGCAUCCACACAGAACAGCUGAAACUACAGGCCAUCACACAUCUGAGGAACAUUCGCAUGGGACUCUGAAGCAUCAAACAUCAUCUCAUCAUGGAGAGGGCCACAUAGAAACACAAGCUGAAAGGAAAGACCAGCACACAUCUGAGGAACAUGGACAUGUAAUUCAGAGCCAGACAUCUUCUCAUCAUGGAGAGGAGAGAAACGCUGUGUCAGCCCCUUACAAAUCCGAUGGACAUGUUCAUGAGACUCAUGGCCAUAAAACAGCAACAGAUGAGCAAGGGCACGGUCAUACUCAGAAAGCAGUCUCCCAGAUGCAUGAGAGGCUCGCACAAGGCCACAAAACAACAGCCUCACAUGGACAUGGAGAGGAAGGGCAUGGACACAAUAAAGUAGAGAGGACAGAUCCCCUCAAGCCUAGUGGACACGUACAUGAUGCUCAUGGUCACAUACCAGCAACCCCACAUGAGCAUGGAGAAGAGGGGCAUACACACACAAACACUGACAGGACAGAUCCUCAUGAGUUUCAGCCUGUUGUACAUCAUGGCCACAAAUCGACAACCUCACACGGACAUGGAGCGAUGGAGCACACACACAGAAACGUUGAGAGUACAGAUGCUCAUGUGUCUCACACCCAUGUACAUCACAGUCAUAACCCCCCAGCCUCACUCGGGCACGGAAAGACAGAGCACUCCCACAGACAAGUUGAAGCGAUUGAAACGACAGAUCCUACGGCGUCUCAUGGAAACGGACAUGAGACGCAUGGUCACAAAUCAGCAGCCUCACAUGGAUACGGACAUGAGUCGGACACACACAGAAAAGAUGCUCAUGUGUCUCACGCCCAUGUACAUCACAGUCAGAACCCUCCAGCCUCACACGGGCACGGAAAGACAGAGCACUCCCACAGACAAGUUGAAGCGAUUGAAACGACAGAUCCUCCGGCGUCUCAUGGACAUGGACAUGAGACGCAUGAUCACAAAUCAGCAGCCUCACAUGGACACGGACAUGAGUCGGACACACACAGAAAAGUUGAAGUGACAGGCCAUGACAAGUCCCAUGGACACAAGACUCAUGGUCACAGUUCAACAUCCUCACAUGGACACGGAGAGGAGGAGCACACACCCAGAAAUGUUGAAAUGACAGAUGCUUCCAACUCCCAUGGACAUGGACAUGGACAUGGACAUGAGAAUCAAGGCCACAAAUCAGAGCAUGGAGAGACAUGGCAUAGCCCAGACCCUCAUAAGUCUGAAGAACAUGGCCACAAAUCCACAUCAUUUGUACAUCAGCUGGAAAGUGGAGGGCACGGAGAAACUCACAGGACAGUCGCACAUGGUUUUGAGGAGCACGCACACAGCACUCACGGCCACAAAGCAACAAUCCCAUCACGGCAUGGGGAGGACAGGGAGGACGCUCACGGCCACAGGAGGGCUGAAAAUGAAGAGCACAGUAUCGUUGCAAACCAUGGGAGAGGAGGAGGUGGUCACGGGACCAUAAGGCAUGGUGUUCGGAAAGAAGACGACGAGGACAAAGAAAGAGGGAAAAAGAAAGGGCUUCUGAAACUCUUGACCUCAGGAGAGCCUCAGGUCAAACAGUUACUCGGGAUCAUAUACGACAAUUUUAAAGACUGUGAGUGCUACGGCCACUCCAACCGCUGCAGCUACAUCGACUACCUGAACAUCGUCACUUGUGUCAGCUGCAAGCACAACACCAGAGGCCAGAACUGCCAACACUGCAGACUGGGAUACUUCCGCAACGCCUCUGCCGAGCUGGAUGAUGAGAACGUCUGCAUCGAGUGCAACUGCAACCAGCUGGGCUCCAUCCACGACCGGUGUAACGGCACGGGCUUCUGUCAGUGUAAAGACGGCGCGGCGGGGGCCAAAUGUGACGACUGCCUGCCGGGAUACUACUGGAAACAAGGCUGUUACCCUAACGUUUGCGACGAGGAGAUGCUGCUGUGCCAGAACGGAGGAACGUGCUACAUGAACCAGAAGUGCGUCUGUUCCCCAGAGUUCAAAGGGGUCUUGUGCCAACAGUCUCGCUGCGAAGCGGGCAAGGACUGCAACGGCGCCUCUUCGCCGCGCCUCUCCGCGGCCGCCCUGCUGCUCUGCACUCUAAGCUACCUGCUGGCCACGUUAUCACACCACUGAGCCACGAAAAGACGCCCCCAAUCCCUUGCCUCCUCCUACCUACCCACCCUUCAGACACUAGGAGUGUGUGCACAUGGAAGGGGAACCGGAACAUGAGGUGGAGGAGGGCAUCUCUAGUCAGGAGCCCCCAGCCCCCUUCCCGAACUCCCCCCCAGCCCUCCUGCGACAGCACUCCAACAUGCACACACUCUCACCAAAAACACUACCUAAGCCCUCGCAAAGCACACGUAUAUACACACACCUCACAGGACUGUUACGACACCGAGUGUGUUUGCUCAGGUGUGGGGAAUGGACGAGCAGAGAAACAAACGCCUCAGAGAAAAGCGAUGCAGUCAAAGGGGAAGAAAAUGAUACCAACCACUGUUCCCUUUAUUCCUCAGCUGGAGCAAUGUGCAUCAAACCAAAAAGCAUAAAAAAGUAACACUUAAAUCACCACUGUUUCACUUCAAAGGGAAUGGCUUUUGUAACCACCGGGAUUUAUUAUUAUUAUUUUUUUCCGUUUCCUUCUUCUUGGUUGAGCUAAAAAACUCUCAUCUGUUAGACUGACUGACAGCUUAUGUGUGGGUGUGGGUGGGGUGGGCGUGUGCGUGCGUGGGUGUUUCGUGUGUGUGUGAGUAAAUUUGAGGGCGUGGGUGUGUGUGUGUGUGUGUGUGUGGUCAGACGAGUCGACUUGACAGAAGGGUCAGAAUGAGCUUGUUUAAUUCUGCUGCUGCGGCCUACAUAGUAUAUUAACCAAGUUUCAUUUCUCCUCAGACGACGAGACUUGAUUUUACAUUUAUUCUAUUUCUGCUGCGUUUUUACUUUGAAUUGUACCGUCAGUCAUUUUAUCUAAACGCGCCCACUAGAAGUCGCUGAGAUUAUACAUAUUAUAUAAUAUCCAGGGGGGAAGACAUUAUGAGUAAAAAAAAAAGAAAGAAAGAGAAAUUAACCACUAUUAUGGUUGUCGUAGGAAUGAGUGAUUGUUGCCACGCUUAACGAGAUUUAAUCUUCACACCGUAUUCAGGAAGCAGAGUUUACCAACUUUCAACUAAUCAGAGGUCUAAAGGAAAGAGGAAAAAUGUAAAACCACGUAUCAAUUAUAUGACAUUAUUUGAAUAUUUUUUGUAGAAAUUAUUUUUGUUUGAAGUUACAAUAAAUUAUACAAAAAAAAUUCAUUUACAACUAUUCCUAAUGUGCAUUUUAUUACACUGAUUGUAAAGCUUACAGUAAAUAUGACUGUUAUUUGCCUU